Styela clava is the source of this 2013-nucleotide messenger RNA. Its product is annotated as RING finger protein 11-like. Gene Ontology annotation, biological process: ubiquitin-dependent protein catabolic process. Lineage: Eukaryota; Metazoa; Chordata; Ascidiacea; Stolidobranchia; Styelidae. Gene Ontology annotation, molecular function: ubiquitin protein ligase activity. Gene Ontology annotation, cellular component: ubiquitin ligase complex. The record is from RefSeq and is a predicted model, not a curated record.
AUUUCACAGACUUCUAAAUAUUUUAUGACAUAGUUUUUGCUCAUUCCUAAUAACUACAUAAUCCUGCAAUGGGGAAUCAGAUGAGUGGUAGUGAAGGUGAAGAAGCAAAUAUUUCAGAAAGACAUUCAUCACAUGUUGUUAAUAUUGAUCAGUCACAUAGUAGGCCAAAGCCAAUUCCUAAGUCAAGGAUACGAUUGGUACCAUUAUCAGGAAGUCCUUCUACCUCAGCAGAUAACGCACCCUUUUCAUCUUUGUCAAAUUCAAAUGGUUCAAGAAAUGCUGAAUCAAGGGAAUCAAAUAUGCCAGUAUAUCAUCUUACCCCGAAUCAACGUCGAUCAGCCAAUCAGCUUUCAGAAGAAGAACAAGUCAAAAUUGCUCAAAGAAUUGGCCUUAUUCAACAUUUACCCAGGAGUACUUGGGACAAUUCACAGGUUGAAAAUAAAAAAGUCAGAGAAUGCUGCAUCUGCAUGAUAGACUUUGAGGAUGAAGAACCUAUUCGAUAUCUACCAUGUAUGCACUAUUAUCAUGUGAAUUGUAUUGAUGAUUGGCUCAUGAGAUCUUUUACUUGUCCUACAUGUAUGGAACCUGUUGAUGCUGCUCUACUUUCAAGUUACGGAAAUCAUAAUGUUACUACAGAAAGCUGAUUUCCUUGCUAUUCAAAACUAUCGUGGACUAUGAGAAUUGCCACCGGCAGUAUUACAAUAUUGCAUUUAUUUUUGUUUUCAUGGUACAUGAUAUUUGAUAUCGAUGGCAUGUUUGGCUGUAUAAUGACUGUGAUGAUGUGCCACUGCUGUUGAACGUUGGUGUGGUCGUAUGUGCUGUUUGCAACAGACUUCAAUAUAUAUCAACCUAAUUGAAGGAAUGGUAAAUUAUUUGAAGCUCAAUAAAUAUAAUUACUGUGAAUUGUUUGCCGAAGGGACUGGAAGCAAUAGAAGCAUUUCAUAAUGUGUUUUACUUUCGUUUAUUGUUUUUAAAGUUUAAAAAAUGGCGUUUUAUCAUUUUCCUGGGUUUGCUGCCGACUUAUUCUACUUAUUAUAUAGACAAGGUUGGACUCCAUUAUUUAUUGACAAUCAUUACACAAAUAUUUUUAUCGAAGUGUCAAAAUAUCGCUUCGUGGAACAUCUGGUAUUUGGCCUAACUUUUCUCUUCAGUGACACAGCAACGAUUUCUCAGUCUCACAUUCUCGAAACCUAUGUUUACUUGGCUUAUAUUUAUGCGAUCUUGGAAAUGUUUUUCUUAUUUUUUAUUGCUUGCUUAGUGCUGUCUUAGAGAAGUAGUUGAUGGACGCCUUUGCUAUUUGUAAAUACUAUAUCAUGCACUCAAAAUACAGCACUUGUAGAUUGCACUUUCAGCAUGUAAUUCGGCGUUUUAAAUUACAAUCUAACAUAUUGCUGUAUAUUUAAACAUACUUGCGCCUUGGCAGGAUUUCUGCUCAUUUUUUUGCUGAUAAGAGAGUCCAAGAAAUGAAAUUUUCUAUUCGCGCUAUGCUAAAAUUUUCGAUCAUGAGCUGCUGUUUACAAGCCUAGAUUCCAACAUGUUUUUGUCAUUUGUUGGUAAUUAAUGCAGAAAAUAGGGCGCUCUCAUAGUAUGUGCCACAAGAUGGCGGACACGCACCAGGUUAGGGUUGGACCAUAAUUUUAUUCCAAUUUUUCCUAUUUUAGUUCUAUUACGAGUUCGGGGACUAACCAAGUGACUCCCGUGGUAUUUGUACAUGAAAUUAUGGCCUAACCUGAUACACCUACUACGGGAGUACCAAAAUAAGUCGAUGGAAAUUAUUCAAAAUUUCGCUCGAUCAUUAUUGUUUUGAACCUUGAUUGACAGACUUGUAUUUCUGUCGUACAUGCCUGCGAAUGAAAUGUUUUGGAUUUUUUUUCGCUUUUGAGUGUUCUCAAGCUGUUGUUGUAGAUGGUAGCUUUUAUUGAUAUGCUAUUUGUAUAUGGUCCGCACCUGAUUUUACUUGUAAAACUUGUCGACUAUACCUUUCAAAAGAAGUCUUCAGUUUAUGAUGAUGAA